UCGUUAUUAUGUAUUACUAUUUUUUCUUAUUUUUCUUUUCUUUUUUCCUCUUCCCCUCCUGCGCCUGAGGAGUCUCCUGCAAGUCACUGCAGGCUUAUCACAAAUGCGCAUUAACCCACGGCUGCGGCAGCGGACCAUUGGCUGCUUGGGGCCCCGUUGGGCUCCUCAGAGGCAGAAACGUGGGCUCCUCAACCCGGCGCCGCUAAGACGGGGCCAGCACGAGGAAAAAGAAAGAAAAAUGACAAGUGAGAAAAAGAAAAGAGAUGAAGAAAUAACGGAAUGUAAAGGAAGAUGUUUUACACAUUCCGCAGCUAGAAAGUCCGCUAAGCGCGGAUACUGCAUGACGGAUGCAUGCUGCGAAUAUUCGGGGACGACGGGCGGCUUUGCCUACCCCGGAGCUGUUUUUGGUGUUUUGGCGGAUGGAGAGGCCAUACAGAAACAGAAACGGGAAGAGGGUUGUAAGCAUCUGAUGAAUCUGGUGAAUCUUGGUGAGCGGUAUUCACGUGCGACGACUGGACUUUUAUACCGGGUGAUGCCUCGUUGUUCUUGUCCAGUCCAUUAUGCGGAGAUGUGCUUCAUUAGUAGCUUGCCCAAAGGAAAAGACGGCUCACCCGUGUGUACUUGUGAAAAGUGAACGAUGCUCUCGCAUGAGCACUAUACAGUUGUGUUGACGAUACGAUGAGGAUCUCU
Trichoderma harzianum CBS 226.95 is the source of this 690-nucleotide messenger RNA. RefSeq lists its product as hypothetical. The record is from RefSeq and is a predicted model, not a curated record. The transcript has a single exon. The coding region runs from base 104 to 634 and encodes 176 amino acids. Lineage: Eukaryota; Fungi; Ascomycota; Sordariomycetes; Hypocreales; Hypocreaceae.